Messenger RNA from Blepharisma stoltei, 1478 nucleotides. Lineage: Eukaryota; Ciliophora; Heterotrichea; Heterotrichida; Blepharismidae. The record is from the annotation of a GenBank genome assembly.
AUGACGAAAUACAUAUCGGCCCGGAUAUGGAUUUUAAGCAUUCAUAUUACUCUCGGAAGCUUUUUAACUGGCUUCAAUCAAGGCGUUUUUAAUACCUGUCAGGAAAAUGUUGCUUCUACGCUUAAUUGAGGUGAUAAUAAGAAUCUUUGAAUAGCUUUGUUUUCUGCUAUGAAUCCAUUUGGUUCUAUAUUUGGAGGACUUUUGGCUGGGCCUAUAGCAAGCAAUUACGGAAGACGGGGAGCAAUAAUUUUUUUUUCUAUAGUUGCAAUAAUCGGCUGUCUCAUUACAAUUAUUCCUACGACCCCAACAUUUGGAAUUGGGAGAUUUAUAUCUGGCAUAAUCUCUGGAGCUUUUUUGACAAUUCCUCCACUCUACAUAAGUGAAAUUUCUCCACCAGAUAUGAGCGGAAAGGUUGGCUGUUUAUGUCAAACAAAUUUUGCGUUAGGAAUCGCUACAUCUUUUGCAUUGGGGCUGCCGCUGCCCACAGGAGAUUAUAGUAAUAACUCCUUUAAUUAUUGAUGAAUGUUUAUGUUUGGCUUUCAACUUAUAAUUGAGGCAUACCUUAUAUUUGUAUUUUUAUUUGUAUAUAAACAUGAUAUACUUUUUUGUUUUAAAUAGCCUUGACGUCAAAUUAUUUUUUAGAAAGAGUAAUUUAAAGAAAGUAGCAUACACCUUAUUGGCUUAUAGAAAAGAAGAGAGAAAAUGAAGCAAUGACUGCUUUGAAAUAUGUAUAUACAGAGGAAGGGAUAGAUGAAGUUGCAAAGUGUUUAUUUGUAGAUAAAGAAUUAAAAUCAGAGUCUGAGGCAAGCUUGCUGAAUAAAACUGAAGUAACCCCGAGCUAUAAAGAAUUGAUAUAUAAUAGAAGAUAUUAUAAAAUGUUGAGGCUUGGAUGCAUGAUGACAUUGCUUCUCCCGUGGACAGGAGCUGCUUCAAUUGUAUUUUACUCAACUUUUUUAUUUGAUAAAAUAGGAGGCGGCACUUUUAUGCCAAGGAUAUAUACGCUAAUUAUAGGAGUCGUUAAUUGACUAUGCGUUUUGCUAUCUUUGCCUUUUAUAGACAAAUGGGGUAGAAAGCCUAUGAUGAAGCUCGGAGUGUCAGGAAUAAUAAUUGAUCUUGUCUUGUUAGGAAUAUUUUCGGGAAUUGAUAGUUUGAGCAUUGUUCUCCCAGUCAUUUUUACCAUUAUUUUCUUGGUAUUAUGAGCAUUUUCUGCAGGUCCGAUACUAUGAUUAUAUUGUGGGGAAGUCAUGAAUGAUAAAGGAAUAAGCAUUGCUAUUUCUGUGUGCACUGCGAGUAUAUUAAUCCUCGUUCUAACAUUUCCUUAUAUGGUUACAUCAUUGAGUGCAUCAGUUACAUUUUUUAUAUAUGCUGGGAUUACUGUAGGCACCUUGAUUUAUAUUUGGAUUGAUAUGAUAGAAACUAAGGGAUUAACAAAGCAGCAAAUUAUUAAAUUAGUUGUUAAAGAUAAUCAAAUAAAAUAA